GGUUAGGGGGAAAGGCCCUGAAGUCCGACUAGGGGCCGAGCUCCCUCUCACUUCGCUUUUGCAGUUCUCAGGCUAGGGGAAGCAAAGUUUUGUGUAGAAGGGCGGAGGUGUCUGAACUUGGCGCUGUUGUGUCAUCAGGCAUCUGGAGAAGUUGCAUGGUUGCCGGUCAACUCGGGCAUUGUGCUUGGUUGUGUUUCUUUUUCUUCGUUUGGCCUCUUGAGUGAGCAGCUAUCUUUUGCUUGUGGGAGGAGCCUUCAAGGUCUCAAGAACUAAGUUUUGAACUUGUUGUCGUCCUGGACCGGGCUUCUAAGGGCUAUACAAACCUGAAGGAAGCUCAGCGUCAUCAUUUUCUGAAUGCAAAUACUGGAAUAUUUAAUUUCAUCGUUGUGGUGGAGGAUUAAAAAAAUUCUCAGUGAAAGAAUCUGAUAUUUAUCCUUACAGUGUGUACCUGCUGUUUAGUGAUUGAGUCAUGGAAAACCAGUUGGCUAAAUCAACUGAAGAGCGAACAUUUCAGUACCAGGAUUCUCUGCCAUCACUGCCUGUUCCUUCACUUGAAGAAUCAUUAAACAAAUACCUUGCAGCAGUGAAGCCGUUUGCAAAUAAAGAAGAAUACAAGAGAACUGAAGAAAUUGUCCAAAAUUUUAAAAAAGGCAUUGGAGAAAAAUUACACCAGAAAUUACUUGAAAGGGCAAAAGGAAAAAGAAAUUGGCUAGAAGAAUGGUGGCUGAAUGUUGCCUACUUGGAUGUGCGAAUCCCAUCACAACUAAAUGUCAACUUUGCCGGUCCUUCAGCUCAUACUGAACACUACUGGCCUCCAAAGGAAAACACUCAACUGGAAAGAGGGAGUCUAGUUCUUUGGUUUAACUUGAGUUACUGGCAGCUAUUAAGAAAAGAAAAAAUACCUGUUCAUAAAGUUGGAAAUACUCCUCUAGAUAUGAAUCAGUUCAGAAUGCUGUUUUCCACCUGCAAGGUUCCAGGAAUAACUAGAGAUUCAAUUAAGAAUUAUUUUAAGACUGAGAGUGAAGGACACUCCUCAAGUCACAUUGCAGUUCUGUGUCGAGGCCGAAUUUUUGUAUUUGAUAUGCUUCACGAAGGAAGUUUGAUCACCCCACCAGAGAUUCUCAGGCAGUUGACAUAUAUCCACAAGAAGUGCCACAGUGAACCUGAUGGACCUGGAGUAGCAGCAUUAACUAGUGAGGAGCGAACUCAAUGGGCUAAGGCACGAGAUCAUUUGAUUAAUCUUGAUCAAGAAAAUUUAACUAUAUUAGAAAAGAUUCAGAGCAGUUUACUGGUAUAUUCUUUGGAAGAUGGCAGUCCACAUGUAACUCCAGAAGAUUAUUCUCAGGUAACUACAAUGACCCUUACUGGAGAUCCAACAGUACGCUGGGGAGACAAAUCCUAUAACUUAGUUUCUUUUUCUAAUGGAGUAUUUGGUUGUAAUUGUGAUCAUGCUCCUUUUGAUGCAAUGGUUAUGGUAAACAUCAGCCAUUAUGUUGAUCAGAGGGUUCUUGAGCAUGAAGGAAGAUGGAAGGGUUCAGAAAAAGUACGGAACAUUCCACUUCCCGAGGAGCUUGUUUUUACAGUGGAUGAGAAAAUAUUGAAUGACAUCAAGCAAGCUAAAGCACAAUAUUUUAAACAGGCAUCUGACAUACAGAUUGUGGCGCUUGCCUUUACACCUUUUGGCAAAAAGCUGACCAAGAAGAAGAAUCUUCACCCUGAUACGUUUGUUCAGCUUGCACUUCAGCUGGCCUAUUACAGACUUCAUGGACGCCCUGGUUGCUGCUAUGAAACAGCUAUGACUAGAUAUUUUUAUCAUGGCCGAACAGAAACCAUGCGAUCAUGCACAAUGGAAGCUGUCAGGUGGUGUCAGUCCAUGCAGGAUCCUUCUUCCACUCGUCUUCACCAGCAGCAAACUAUGUUGCAAGCCUUUGCAACACAUAAUAAAACUAUGAAAGAUUGUUCUGCUGGAAAAGGAUUUGACCGUCAUCUUCUAGGUUUAUUACUUACAGCAAAAGAGGAAGGUCUCCCAGUUCCAGAACUCUUUACAGAUCCACUUUUCUCCAAAAGUGGAGGAGGAGGAAACUUUGUUCUCUCAACAAGUCUUAUUGGUUAUUUAAGAACCCUGGGAGUCGUAGUUCCUAUGGUACACAAUGGCUAUGGAUUUUUCUACAACAUUAGAGAUGACAAGUUUCUUCUGGCCUGCUCUGCCUGGAAAUCAUGUCCAGAAACUGAUGCAGCAGAACUUCUCCAACAGAUUUUUCAUGCUUUCCAUGAUAUGAUGCACCUGAUGAACAUUGCUCAUCUUUAGAUAAUCACUUAUUAAGCACUUAACAGAAUAGAUCAUUAAACUGAAUGCUACAGAAUGAGUUGGUAAAGUGAGAUAGGAAGGGAUGUUAACUUGAAUGAAACUAGCUAAAUGAUGAGAUUAGGAUAAUCAUGUUCUUUAAAUUCUGACAAAGUAGAAAUAUGUUUAAGCUUCUUCUGUUGCAGCAGCAAUGAAAAUUAUAACACCGAAUAAAGGACUAUGCAAAAUUUCAGAAAGCCUCAACAAUGCAAAUUUAACAAUGCAGGUCUCACUCUCUCUUUUUUUUUUUUUGCUGGUUCCUGUACAAGUUAUAAAUCCUCUCUCUGGACAUCAUUGUAGAGUCUCUCAAGCACUUUAACAUUUCUAGUUGCCAACGGGUAUAAAAUAAAUGUUUAGAUGCUAAUUUUGCUGAAAUCAAUGUUUCUUACCUAUACCACAAGGAUGCAAACCUGCUAAGUUUGGGAAAGACCACUAUAAUUUAAUGAUGCUCUGAAAUAAAUUUUCUGUUGAACAGACAGAAGAAAAAGGAUGUAAGGAGGUUUACAUUUUCUGGCAAAAAAAAAAAAUCCAUCAUACUGUAUUGUUGUAAUUAGCUUGAAUAUGUAAGCACUUAUAUGUAAAAUUAACGGUUAGGGACUUCAUGAUAAAUGUUAAAUAUUAAUUCUCAGGAUUUUGCAGUUUGUUAUUUUCUCCUCUUGUUCAAUUUUGUAGUUUCUAUUGAAAAAAUAAACUCUAAAAAUCA
Erinaceus europaeus (western European hedgehog) is the source of this 3047-nucleotide messenger RNA. It is a transcript of the gene CROT, whose product is annotated as carnitine O-octanoyltransferase. The record is from RefSeq and is a predicted model, not a curated record. Gene Ontology annotation, cellular component: peroxisome. Lineage: Eukaryota; Metazoa; Chordata; Mammalia; Eulipotyphla; Erinaceidae. The transcript is spliced from 18 exons. Gene Ontology annotation, molecular function: carnitine O-octanoyltransferase activity. Bases 470 to 2308 code for a protein of 612 amino acids.